Messenger RNA from Parastagonospora nodorum SN15, 915 nucleotides. RefSeq lists its product as hypothetical. Bases 1 to 915 code for a protein of 304 amino acids. Lineage: Eukaryota; Fungi; Ascomycota; Dothideomycetes; Pleosporales; Phaeosphaeriaceae. The record is from RefSeq and is a predicted model, not a curated record. The transcript has a single exon.
AUGGAUCUAGACUACGCGCAUUCCAGUGCAGCUGGCGUUGGUGGGCCAUUUCAGGGCGCUGGAGACAAAUUGGGUGAACAGACAAGGCGGCCGGAUGGUUCGCCCGAGUCUUCAGAUUCACGCUUGAUGAUGGAUGACGAUCCGGAAAGUGAGCAUGUGGAUGCUCCCGAGGAAAAGCCGUCUAUUGCGUCUGCUGUGCAUUGGAGAAAGAGAACAGGAUCAUUGCGGCAGGCAGCCAUGGCGAAGAUGCGAGAGCGGAUUGUCGUCACACCACCCAUGGCCACCGGCACGGCACCCUCAAAGGACGUGAUGUCUCUAAGUUUUGGCGAAGAUGCGUCGGAUGAAAAGGGAAGGCGUUUACACAGUAAGCGUGCUCUGUCUUCGCCGGCCGGCAAUCGCAACCCAGAGCAAAGCCUACGCUAUGACCCGGGGUUUCUCGCUUCACCAUCAAACAGCAAUGCGGAAGGACCGUACGUUUCCACCACUGACGAGGAUGAUGUAACAGCUGCUCUCCACCCAACAGCCUCAAGCAGCAACUCUUCCUUCGACUAUCCGGCCGCAGUUCCUGCAAUGUCUCUCACCCGGCGUUCCCACCGCGCUGAGUCGCGCACUUUUCACACGGAUGUUCCACCCCUCAUGGACUCUGACCUCGAAGACGAUGAUUGGGACUACAGCGAGACAGAAUGGUGGGGCUGGGUCAUACUCGCAGCAACAUGGAUUGUAUUUGUCGUCGUCAUGGGCUCAUGCUUCGGAGUGUGGAGUUGGGCGUGGGAUGUGGGUGAAACACCAUAUGCACCACCCGAUCUGGAAGACGAUGACACUUUGCCUAUAACGGGCUACUAUCCAGCAUUGAUGGUAUGUACAGCCGUUAUGAGCUGGGUCUGGGUGGUGGUGGCAUGGGUCGGAAUGAAGUAA